UGAAAUUCACUACGAUUGUAGUUAUUUUCCACUUUGUUGGUGAACUUUCUGUACUGCUACCAUUCUCUCCCAGUCAUUUUCAUUCCGGCGCUGGUCCAAUGAAUUUGUUUAUUUUAGAACGUUUCUGCAUUUAAUAAUUAAGCUGUCUUAACCUUUGUUAUCUUCAACCUAGCCUAUGGGUACACUCACAAUGGCCGACAGUCCACGCAUUAUGCCAUCAUCGACAUGAAUGGGGAGGCCUGUUCUAUUCAUUCUAUUUCUAUGGGAUACACACCAUCAUAAACACGGGAGGAGUUUUGCUCUACACAGGCAUGCUCUGGUCUCUACAGCAUGAGGAAGGAGACUUGGAUAAGGCAGGAACAAGAGAAGGUCUUACCUCUCUUGGAAUUGUAUUGCUUUACUAUAAGGUCCUUACUCAGCAGGGGAAUGCACAUAGAGUAAAAGACGGAAGGAGAGAGAGGAGUGGAGAUGUCAAGGUGACACAGUGGAGAGAAGAGAGUGACACAGCAGAAAAUUACUGGGUGAGCUUUCAUUAAGAGGAGAAUAUAAUACUUUAAGAGGGCAACAGUAAUUGAUCACAAUUAAUAGAAUCAGUAAUUAAUUCAAACGUGAAAUACGUGCAUUUGCUAAAAGCGAGCAAAGGAGAGAGACAGAAAGAAGAACAUUAGCCAGAUGAAAGAGAGAGGAAAAAUAGACACUUUAGCUAAACAAAAAAGUCAAGGAACCCUUGGUGAGUGAACAGUCACGCAGGGUCCCUAGAUAGAUCAUUCAAUCGUAUCUCAUCAUGGUGAACCUGGACCUGAGGUCUCUCACCCUGCCGGUGGGCAUCAUCCGUAUGGUGGAGGUGGUCCUCACCUGUAUCUCCUUCAGUCUGGUGGCCUCGGCAGGCCAUGUGCUCUCCACACACUGGGCCUGGUGCAUGUUCACCUGGUGCUUCUGCUGCUUCUUCUCCCUCUUCAUCCUCAUCAUGGAGUUCACCCGCUUCAGCGCCAAGGUGCCCAUCUCCUGGGAUGACUUCACCACGGCCUUCGCCAUGCUAGCCACACUAAUGUGUUUCACCUCCUCCAUCAUCUACCCCACCUUCUUCACCUGCCCCACCUGCUACCACCAGAUCGCCGCCACUGUCAUCUCCAUACUCUGUUUCGGAGUGUACGUCAGCGAGGUGGUGUUGGCCCGCCUCCGGCCCGGCGGUGAGAUCAGUGGCUUCCUGUCCACUGUCCCGGGCCUCCUCAAGAUACUAGAGACUCUGGUGGCUUGUAUUAUCUUCACGUCGCUGGAUCCGGCAAGGUUUUCGUUGUACCCGGGACUGCAGUGGUGCGUGGCAGUUUAUUCCCUCUGCUUCAUCUUCGCACUCGUCAUCAUCUUCCUCACUGUCAGUCAGCUGCUGUCGCUCUUUCCCUUCUCGUUCGACAAACUACUCACGGUCUAUAACAUUCUGGCCACGGUGAUGUACAUGACCGCCAUGGUCAUCUGGCCGCUGUACGGUUUCGAGAGCAACCCCCGGCCCGUUCCGUGUUCCCACUGCUCCUGGGACGAUCUGGUUGUGGUGACGUUCAUGACCGUGAUCAACCUGGUGAUCUAUAUUUUGGAUACGAUCUACUCGAUAAAGGUGGUCUUCUUCACACGGGAUGAGGAAUAGGCCAGAUUCUCAGGAACCUUCACUCCAACUUCUCCAGAACCGGUCAACGACUGAGUACAACUCGCACACUAUCAUAUUGCAUGGAGAAAAACUGUUUACUGAAUAAGAAACUCCAGCACAUUGGUGAUCUUUAUUCUCCAAAUAUGGUUGAAAAGAUCCAUUACAUUUCUAGAGAAUGAAGAGUUUCUUUUCAAAUCGAUGACUGAGAGCUUGAAAGAAGAACAUUUGCAGAACGUUGGCAGAACAUUUGCUGACGUCUUUUGCCUCAGACAUGUGGAAAAUAUUAAGUUAUUCCUAUGACACUGUAAAUUAACUCAUUGCGGAUGAGGAAUCUACAGGCAAGGACACACUGUUUACCACUUGCAGCUAUUAAAGGGUGCAGUAAUAGGCUGAGUUAAUGAUUGAUCGUAUCGACGUCAUAUAAAUAAAAAUUACAGAACUUUGGAUCCCGAAGCAAAUAUCACAUUAAUGUCUAAUCUGGCAACAUGGUGUCACAAAGUCACCUGGCUUCUUCUAAAUCUACUGUAUGUGUAACCGUUCUGUAGAGCCAAAUGCACUAGCGGCACUAUAGAUUCUGUGAAUUACAAAGGAUUUGUGAUCUUAUAUUCAUGUUCAUCAUUUCUUUCUCGGUUGUUUGACAUGUUCUCGUGUUGUUCUGCUAGUUGGCUCACUGACUGCCAGAUAGUUGAUUAGCUGCUGAAGUGCCAUGUGGACUGCACACUAAAAAGAAACGGUUCUAUAUAGUGCCAAAUAAGUUUGUGACAGGACAGGAGACCUUCUCCAUUCAAGUGUACCAUCUUUCAGAUGCAGACAAAGGGUGCAUUCAAAAUGUCCAGUAGUGCACUAUAUAGGGAAUAGGGUGCCAUUUUGGAGGCAUACAUAGAGAAUUAAUUCUGUCCGCUUUUGAAUGGGCUUGACGAUUGUAUCAUCAAAUUCAUGAAAACAAAGUCAUAUAAGAUAUUACAAAAAUAGUGUUUGUGAAUUAAUUUAUUUUUGCCAGAUGCCUUUCAUUACGUUUUUGCGCUGAAGAAAAUUGCGCUACGUUUUGCCUAUUGAAGACCAUUCAAAAAGCCUAUAAAAUUCAAAAACUACAAUGCUACUUGCCGCGUCACUUGCAUAGAGUAUAUCAGUGAAUGACAACCAAAAUCUACGGCUACAUGCUAACAAUAGAGAUGUGUGAGUGAUUAAUGACACACAUUAACGUUUGUUCCCUUCCACCUCACUGUGUGGCUGAACUAGAGAGUGCUGGACAAGGGCUGUGCAACGCAAACAAAUGUUCAGAUAGAAAUAGAUUGUGUAAAACGUAUCAUUAAGAAAAGGGAAUCGUGUCAGCUCUUUUCAUUCUCUAUCCGCAACAGUCCGACUGGUUCACGUCAUUCGUUACACCCCCUGGUGUGAUCAUAUUAAUCAUUACCCAAAGGUUGUGUUGAUGUGGGUUGCUAGGCUGUGUUGCCAUGUGUAGUUUAUGACUCAAUAACAAUAGUCCUACUGACAUGAUCAACGUAACCAACUUGAAAAUAGCAGAAGUGAUAUUGUAUUUUGUACAAUAAAAAUAAGUGACAGAUUUCA
This is a messenger RNA of Coregonus clupeaformis (lake whitefish), 3208 nucleotides long. RefSeq names its product myeloid-associated differentiation marker homolog. The coding region runs from base 785 to 1639 and encodes 284 amino acids. The record is from RefSeq and is a predicted model, not a curated record. Lineage: Eukaryota; Metazoa; Chordata; Actinopteri; Salmoniformes; Salmonidae. Gene Ontology annotation, cellular component: membrane. The transcript is spliced from 2 exons.